AUAUGUAAUGUUUGACUCUUUAUCUUUAAACAAAUGUUUUAGUAUAACUUUAGUUAUUUGUGAAUCCUCGAUUCCAACAGAUAAAAUAUGGAACCCUUUAUUUUGAAGAGCAUUUCUGAACUUCAUUUAUAAAUGCUUUGUUUUGUCCCCCCAUGUUAUUCUGCCCUGGGCCCCGCAGGACUUCCCACCGCCUCUGUCUGUUGCAUCAGCGGGUAUUUAACAGGAUGUGGGAGCCGCUCAGCUAUUGGCUGCUCGGCAUCGGAAGGCCGGGCGGGUUUUACCGGCCGAACCGGAGGCUGCAUGCGGCUCCGGGAUGCUGGCGGCGGACUAGACUCCGCUGCGGAGGGAUUUUAAUCAUCCAUUCCGGCAGAACGGAGCGUCUUCUGAAGAGGAAACGACUGUUUUCUGUUUCUAUGUCGCUUCCGCUUCCAGCUCUUCAUCCGUGACGCCAUGGUGGCGGGAGAGCUCGUGCAGGAGCAUCUGCGCGCGGACACCGGCGCACCUGACGACAUCACGGUUGUCAGGAAGAGUCCGCAACCGGAGGGCGCACGGCGGCCAGCCGACACCGACUCCUGCUCCGAUCCGGCAUGUGGUGGGCCCGACCAGCACCGGGACCCGGAGGAGCUGGAGGUGCCGCCGGAUGAGAGAGCGGCGAUGCUGCCCGGCGCCGGUGGAGGAGAGGCGGAGGAGGCGGGAGGGAGGGCGCCGGAAACCAGGGUGUAUUGGCGGCGGUUCGCGGUUCUGGCCGUGUUCAGCCUGUACUCCCUGGUGAACGCCUUCCAGUGGAUCCACUACAGCAUUAUCACCAACGUGUUCACCAGAUACUACGGCGUCACCAGCGACAAGGUGGACUGGCUGUCCAUCGUGUACAUGGUGGCCUACAUCCCGCUCAUCUUCCCGGCCACCUGGCUGCUGGACCGCCGCGGUCUGCGGCUCACGGCCCUGCUGGGCGCGGGGCUCAACUGCGCAGGCGCCUGGCUCAAGUGCGCCAGCGUCAGCCCCGACCGGUUCGGGGUCACCGUGACGGCGCAGGUCAUCUGCUCCGUGGCGCAGGUCUUCAUCCUCGGCCUGCCGUCCCGCAUCGCCUCGGUGUGGUUCGGACCGCGGGAGGUUUCCACCGCGUGCGCCACCGCCGUGCUGGGGAACCAGCUGGGGACGGCCAUCGGCUUCCUGCUGCCGCCGGUUCUGGUACCAAACACACCGGAGGACCCGGACCGAACAGGUCGCAACAUCAGCAUCAUGUUUUAUGGGACAGCUGCUGUUUCCACGGGCCUCUUCGUCCUCACCGUCAUAGUGAUAACAGACAAACCGCCUCUGCCGCCCAGCCAGGCGCAGGCCGUGUUACCGGGCGUCCCGCUGGACGAUUACUCCUACAAACAGUCCAUCAUCAACCUGGUCAAGAACAAAGCCUUCGUCCUGCUGCUCAUCAGCUACGGCAUCCUGACCGGAUCCUUCUACUCCGUCUCCACGCUGCUCAACCAGAUCAUCCUCCACUACUUCCAGGGUCAGGAGCUGAACGCUGGACGGAUCGGACUGACUCUGGUUCUGGCCGGGAUGGUCGGGUCCAUCCUCUGUGGCCUUUGGCUGGACCACACCAAAACCUACAAGGUAACCACUCUCGUCGUCUACCUGCUGUCCUUCGUGGGGAUGCUGGUCUUCACCUUCACCUUGGACCUGAACAACAUCUACCUGGUCUUCUGCACAGCUGGAGUCCUCGGGUUCUUCAUGACCGGCUACCUGCCUCUGGGCUUCGAGUUCGGCGUGGAGAUCACCUACCCCGAGUCUGAGGGGACGUCGUCAGGGCUGCUCAACGCUUUCGCUCAGAUCUUCGGCAUCAUCUUCACUCUGAUUCAGGGCCGGCUGACCACGGCCUUCGGUCCGCUGGCCGGGAACGUCUUCCUGUCCGCCUGGAUCCUGCUGGGCGUGGUUCUGACCGCUUUAAUAAAGUCGGAGCUGAAACGACACAACGUCAACAUGGCGACGGAGAGCAAAGCCCUGCAGGCGCGUCCCGCCGGUCGCCAUGGCGACCGUCCAGCAGGACAUCAAGCCAACGGCGUCCAGCUGGAGCCUUCGCUCGGCGUCUCCAGGGAAACGUCUCUGUGAGAGCCAGAACCAAGCCCAGUCAGCUCCAGAACCCGGUCGGGUCCAAGUUGUUACUUGGAUUCAGGAACCGUCACAGCAACGCUCCGAGUCGGGUCGCUGCGUCUGGAGCUUCAGAACCCAGACCAGAUCUCCUGCUGCUUCUCGGACCGGAUCCUGGAGGGAGCUGCUCCUGGUCCAACCAGAACCAUGAUGACUGGACCAGAACCAGAACCAUGUCUCAGCAGGUCCCAGUUCUGGACUGAACCAUGACAGACAAUCAGCUGCUCCUCAGAGUUCUGCAGCACAAACCGGUCCGGACCCAACAGAACCAGGGGGAACAGUGCACAGAAAAGCACAACUUCCUGUUUCCCAUUGCAGUGUUUUCUAAGUCGGGCCUGCGGGGGGCGCUGUGGCGCCUCAGAAGGUUGGAGGGAAGAUGAGAAAGAAAUGCAAACGUCCCGUACAUUUUUUAAUCUUAAAUUUAUCUAAUAUUCAAUCAUGUUUUUCUAAAAUAAAAGGUAAGAUGGAUAUAAGUUAAGAUAAUUUAUGUAAAUGCAUGAUUUUCUCAUCGAAUCCAUUUUUCCUCCAAGAGGGAAAUAAAACACUUUCUGACAAACGGCACAAAAAAUCAUGAGAACUUUGAGAAUAACAUAAAAUUUGAUGUGAUUAAUAUAAAAUAUUGUAAUGAAAAAUUGUAUUAUGUGGUAAUAAAGUCAUAAUAUAUCAUGGCCAAUUAUAACCAGAUGUUAUGAGUUAGCAUUUAUGCUAAAUUAAUGUAAUAAUUAUUGAAUAAAAACAUUAUAAAUGUU
Molecule: messenger RNA, 2891 nt
Organism: Poecilia reticulata (guppy)
Lineage: Eukaryota; Metazoa; Chordata; Actinopteri; Cyprinodontiformes; Poeciliidae
Gene: flvcr1
Product: FLVCR choline and heme transporter 1
Biological process (GO): erythrocyte differentiation; mitochondrial transport; transmembrane transport
Cellular component (GO): mitochondrion; membrane
Molecular function (GO): heme transmembrane transporter activity; heme binding
Source: RefSeq, a predicted model, not a curated record